GUGUAGUGCGUUGUCUUCGGUGGAGGUCACAGAUAACUGCGUGGAUCGGAGUUUGCUGUCAUGGCCAAGCUGUUCGAGUCUAUUGGGAAGUUGGGGUUGGCCCUGGCCAUUGGUGGAGGUGUGGUGAACUCUGCUUUAUUUAAUGUUGAUGCAGGGCAUCGGGCAGUGAUAUUUGACAGGUUCAGAGGGGUCCAGGAUGCUGUUGUUGGUGAAGGGACCCACUUCCUCAUUCCCUGGGUUCAGAAACCAAUCAUCUUUGAUUGCCGUUCCCGCCCUCGCAACGUGCCUGUCAUCACAGGCAGCAAAGAUCUGCAGAAUGUAAAUAUCACAUUGCGUAUCCUCUUCCGGCCUGUGAGCACCCAGCUCCCACGUAUCUUCACCAGUAUUGGAGAAGACUAUGAUGAAAGGGUGCUGCCAUCUAUCACCACAGAGGUCCUGAAGGCUGUAGUGGCUCGAUUUGAUGCAGGUGAACUCAUCACCCAGAGAGAGCUGGUGUCUCGGCAGGUCAGCGAAGACCUGACGGAAAGAGCCUCCACCUUUGGCCUCAUAUUGGAUGAUGUUUCACUGACACAUUUGACCUUUGGUAAGGAAUUCACAGAGGCUGUUGAAAUGAAGCAGGUGGCCCAGCAGGAGGCAGAAAGGGCCCGUUUUGUUGUAGAAAAGGCAGAGCAGCAGAAGCAGGCAGCCAUCAUCUCAGCAGAGGGAGAUUCCCAGGCUGCUUUGCUCAUUGCCAACUCCCUGAUGGAAGCUGGUGAUGGCCUGGUGGAGCUGCGGAAGCUGGAGGCAGCUGAGGACAUUGCUUUCCAGCUGUCCCGCUCCCGCAACGUUACUUACCUGCCCUCAGGACAGGGCACGUUGCUCCAGCUGCCCCAGUGAUAACGUCCAACUUCAUGUUCACCCUCCUGCUGUUAACUCGUGCAUUGGUAGGGGCAGUUGAAGCGUUCAGUUCAAUGGACCGUUUUCAACUUCAUACACAUUCCUCCCACUCUCUCUCUAACCAACUCUGGACUGAGCACUGCUGAAUGCAUCAUCAUGGGAGACAGAGUGAGAGGAGCUCUGCAGUUGAUAAAAUUGUCAUAUUCUGUGUGUGAGGAAGUGGAGACGCUGAUUGCUUCAAAUGAAGUAACCCACAUCAAAUACUUUGUUUUCAAAAGAAGUGACAUUGCAGUAAAUUCUCUAUAGAUUUGUCUUUACUACAUUGUCAGAUUCAGAGCACUACAUGUAUGGAUAGCAACUAAGGGAUGUCUAUACAUUAUGUGAUAAAUUAGAAAUAAUAAAUGCAUUUACUCUGAAAUUUUGCUUCUUCUUGCAGGACAUUUUUACCAAACUGUGUAAAUGAGUUGAAAUCUGUGCAAUGCUGUUAUUGGCUCUGCUUUGGAUUCACUCUUCAACACGUAAUCACUUAAUGGGUUAUCUGUUUGAUUAAAAUUAUCUGUAUUACAAGUAUAUCUGCUCUCAAGCACUUGUUCCUUCAUGAAUAAUAUUGGUGCCCCCCAUAAUUUGGAAUGCAGUGUGCCUGUCAGAAGAUGGCGAUUUCUUUAUUGUUAUCGCUGUGUCUUUAGUUUGUGUGGAGCCCCAUGUUUCAAAAUAGCUCAAUUAAAUUAAAAUGUCUUUCUACC
Messenger RNA from Sphaeramia orbicularis (orbiculate cardinalfish), 1619 nucleotides. RefSeq names its product prohibitin (gene phb1). The transcript has 7 exons. Gene Ontology annotation, cellular component: mitochondrion; membrane. Gene Ontology annotation, biological process: mitochondrion organization. The record is from RefSeq and is a predicted model, not a curated record. The coding region runs from base 61 to 876 and encodes 271 amino acids. Lineage: Eukaryota; Metazoa; Chordata; Actinopteri; Kurtiformes; Apogonidae.